CUCUCUCUCUCUCUCUGUAGGCAUGUCCAGGUGCUCCAGUAAGCUCCAGGGCUGAGCAGUGUGCAGCGUUCAACCAUCAAGAGUUUAUGGGCCGCGUGUAUGACUGGGAGCCUUUCACAGAAGUGGGUCUGGAGCAGCAGUGUGAGCUGACCUGUCGACCGGUCGGGUAUCGCUUCUACGUGCGGCAGGCGGAGAGGGUACGAGAUGGAACGCCCUGCGCAAAUAACACACCCAACCAUGUGUGUGUGGGAGGACGCUGUCUGAGCGAGGGCUGUGACGGUGUGUUGGGCUCAGGAUUGGUUCGGGAUCGCUGUGGUGUGUGCGGCGGAGGAGAAAGCACCUGUGAGAGGGUCACGGGAAGUUUCCAGAACACCAGUGUCCCGCUGGGCUACCACAAAAUCCUGAACAUCCCCCCCGGAGCCACGGCCAUCAACAUCACUGAGAGACGAGCCAGUCCCAACUAUCUGGCCCUGCGCAGUGGAACAGGUCAGUCUGUGGUGAACGGACGCUGGGCGGUCGAUCCUCCGGGAGAGUAUCAGGCUGGAGGAACCACCUUCCUCUACAGCCGACCCAAAGCUGGGCCUCAAGAGCAGGGAGAAGAGAGAGGAGAAACCCUCAGCGCUCCUGGACCCACAACAGCCCAGCUGCAGCUAUACAUUAUUUUCCACAGACAGAAUCCAGGCAUAGACUACGAAUAUUACAUCCCAGUGGAGAGACGGAGGGACGGAGAGAGAGAAGUACACGGAGAGAGGGAGCGAGGACGGGCGGCGCUCAGAGAAAUCAGUGGCGUGUCAGUCGACAACCCUCUUGCUCCUCCACCUGUGUCAUCUUCUUCCUCUAUAUCUGACCGAUGGCCACCAGAGAGGCCCCGCCCACAGGGCCUAGGACCCAAUCGGAAUGCUCGGAUCCCUCCGAGAACAGACCUCCCAUUGGACAAUCAGCCUGUGUUUGUGUGGCGCAGAGGAGCGCUGACUGAAUGCACAGCUACCUGUGGAAAAGGCUCUCAGUACAGAGAGAUUGUGUGUGUGAAUCGACACACAGAACAGGAAGUUCAUGAGCGGAGGUGUGACUCCGCAACCAAACCUGCGCCGGAGGAGGAGCCGUGUAACGUUCAUCCCUGUCCACCGUUCUGGGAUAUGGGUGUGUGGUCGGAGUGCAGUGUCUCCUGCGGCUGGGGUGUGCAGCAGAGACACAUUCAGUGCAGGCAGAGUUUUGGGAAUCGCUCCACCAUGGUUCACCCUCAGCGCUGCGCCAGUCUCAGCCGCCCCAACGCCACACAGCCCUGCCACCCACACGUCUGCUCGCACUGGGAGAUCAGCACCAACUGGAGCACGUGCUCAGUGGAUUGUGGAGUGGGAAAGAGAACCCGGAGCGUGCGCUGUGUAAGUGACCAUGGCAACACUGUGAGUGACAGGGAGUGCAGUGACAGGCUCCGCCCACAGCGCACCGAGGACUGUCACAUGGGUCCUUGUGUCACUAACUGGUACUUCACGGACUGGACAAACACUUGCUCUGCGACGUGCGGGCCGGGCGUCCAGCGCAGAGAGGUGGUGUGUCUGACCGGCGGAGGAAGGAGAGAAGGAGACGGAGGAGGGGAGUGUGGGGGGGAGAAACCGGCUGAUAUGAAGGCCUGUAACGGGGGUCCCUGUACACCCAUCCACCUCUGGUACAGCGGACCCUGGGGACAGUGUAACGCAGCGUGUGGAAGCGGCACCCAGCGCAGGGACAUCAUCUGCGUGAGGAAGACAGGAAGUGACUUCACCAUGAGCGCUGCCAGUGAGUGCUCACACCUGGAGAAACCGUCUCCCGUGCAGCCGUGUGAGCUGCAGCCCUGCACACCGCAGUGGUUCACCACCGAGUGGAGCGCGUGCUCUCGGUCCUGCGGUGAAGGGGUGCAGACGCGGGAGGUGCGCUGUCUCACUGCUGACAAACAGCACAACACAGCCUGUGAUCUGGACUCAAGACCAGCCCAUGAGCGCUCCUGCAACACCAUACCCUGCAGUCCCUUCGAAGAUGAGAACUGUAAGGACAGAAGACAUAACUGUGUAACGGUGGUCCAGGCUCGACUCUGCGUCUACUCUUACUAUAAGAGCGCAUGCUGUGCGUCCUGCACCCAGAGUGCUCAGCGGGCCAAGAGACAUUAACCCUGCACAAGCCACAGACACGUCAGCUUCAGAGAUUCACCACCAGAGCCAGAACUCAGCCAAUCACAGUUCUCUCAGAGGAAACAGCCAAUCAGACGCCAUUCAGGUUCAAAAGGAAUUCCAACUUGAACUGAGCUGAGAUCAGGAUCCCUUUAAACUCAAAUCUCUUAAAAAUGUUAUCGCAUAUGAGCUCAUAGUCUCAAAUGAUUCACAUUAGCUCUUUCCCCACUGGUGACGAGUGUUUAGUACACUAUACUGUUAUAACCAUUCCUUAAACGAUCUUUAAACAAAUGAGCUGACAUCGCAGGUCCACAUUCUGGACACGUAUAUGAAGAUAUUGUUAAGUGGGAACAAUUCUAGAAGUUGCUUAAGUGCUUUCCCACAUUAAGUAUUUCAUAAUGUUUUUUUUUUUAAUUGCAAGUCAAUGGAUACAGAAUCUGGUAUAUGUACCAGUAAUCUGUCUCAUUUAUUCGGUUUAUGAGUUGUGCGAAAACAGAUGACAAGCAUUAAUUACACACCUAAUGUGCGUCAUUAACCCCUAAUUAUGUUGUAUUAGAACUAAAACCCUACUGUGGAAAAAGAGAGACAAAUAUUCAUCAUAAUUACUGCACAGAAGCGAUAGAUUCUUAUGCAAACAUUGAUUCUUCCCUCAAAAAUAGCCCCUUUGGCCUUGUCUCGGUGCCCUAAAUGGUCCUUAAAAUAUCAGUGCUUCAGCAAGAACAUAAAUACUAAAGCAUAAGUGCUCACGGCUGUCUUAAAAUAGCACCCUUAGUGCUGACAGUCAGACCUGCAGAUCGUAUUCGAGUGCAGUGUGAACAGAAAUCUGGAAAUCUACUCUGAAUCUAGUCCAUUAAGCUAUUAGGAGCGGAUGAGCAUCAUGAUCAGCUCUCUGUAUUUGAUUCACUCUCUGUUCUUUAGGUUGCUUAUAUCUAAAUGUAUAUCAGUUGUUUUGGUGUUUUCAUGUUUUUGUCAUUUUUUGUGUGACAUGUUUGUGUUUUUUUGGCUUUGUUAUUUCUAACUGUUUGUAUUGGUUGCCCUCAAUGUAAUUUAAAGCAAUAGUUCACCCAGAAAAUUUGCUUAAAUGCAGUCUCUCUCAAGCCAUCCAAGAUGUAGAUGAGUUUGUUUCUUCAUCAGGUUUGGUGAAAUGUAUCACUGCAUCAGUGUCUCAGCAAUUGAUUCCUUUGCAGUGAAUGGGUGCCGUCAGAAUGAGAGUCCAAACAGCUGAUAAAAACCUCACAAUAAUCCACAGCACUCCAGUCCAAGGGUUAAGGUGUCCAUCAUUAAAGCUGUUUUUAAUUUAGCUGUUAAGAAUAUUUCUCUCCUGAUUCAGAUGUGACUACUUUUUCACUGGAGAAAUUUAUGGAUUAUUGACUUUAGCAAUGUUUCAAAGUUUAAAAAAACUCUUAAUGAUGGAUUAGUUUCUUAAAAACACACAGCUUUUGGCUUCUCCAGAUAUUAAUUGAUGUUUUUAUCAGCUGGUUGGACUCUCAUUCUGACGGCACCCAUUACAUCUUGUAUGGCCUGAGGGUGAGUACAUUUUCAGCUAGUUUUCAUUUUUCAACUGUUCCUUUAAAAUAUUACAGAAUCAGAGGCACACUAGCAUCACUUGUUAUUAUUAUAAAACGGUUUUGUUGUGCUUUUGGUGUUGUGUAAUCCAAGGCCUAAACAGUUGCUAUGGAUAUAUGCGAGGGUAGAAAGCAUUUAGGGCAGCAUUAUUUGUGUGGUUUAUUCGUUGCAUAAGUAUUAAAUAUGCUAAUAGUACAGUGAUUUCAGCCAGAGACAUGUACAAUACAAGACCAUUGCCCUGGAUCAAAAUAGAUCAAAGAUACUCUCUAGUACUACAGUAUGUGAUCUUCCUGUUACCAGCCCAUAGCUAGAACCUAUUAUGCAAUGAGCAGUAUUUCAGUGAGCAAAUGAAUAUAUAGAUGAGUAAUGGCAGAGAUAGGGUGGAUGUUUGUCUCAGUAACUUGACUCAGUCCUGAUUGCAAAAAUGUUAAAUUUUAGUAUAUAAAUACAGUCAGUUGUGUUUGUGUGUGUGUCAUGUCUGAGAGCUUAUGUACAUAUUUUGUUUGUAUAUUAUCACAUACGUUUAGACAGGUAGCAGAUACUCUUUAGAAGAAGAAAAAAAUAUGUUUUUAUAUAUGAAACAGGAAACAUAGCUAUUUAUCUAUGAUAAAAAAAUAUAUAUAAUUUAUUUUUUUCAUAAACAGAUCAGUUACUGUCUUUAGAAAUUCAAGAUCAACUUGUUGCCACACAUUUAUGUUGCUUUAUUAUGGAAUAGACAAUGUCUGCAGAUUUUACCACAAUUAUUAUUCAUAAUAAACAAACCUAAAACCA
Carassius auratus (goldfish) is the source of this 4481-nucleotide messenger RNA. RefSeq names its product thrombospondin type-1 domain-containing protein 4-like. The transcript is spliced from 13 exons. The record is from RefSeq and is a predicted model, not a curated record. Gene Ontology annotation, cellular component: extracellular matrix. Gene Ontology annotation, molecular function: metalloendopeptidase activity. The coding region runs from base 87 to 2144 and encodes 685 amino acids. Lineage: Eukaryota; Metazoa; Chordata; Actinopteri; Cypriniformes; Cyprinidae. Gene Ontology annotation, biological process: proteolysis; extracellular matrix organization.